GAUUAGAGUAUUAGAGCUAACAAAUAUAUAAAUAAUUUUAAACUGUUUUCAAAUUUUAUUAUUACCUUUUGUGCUGUUUAGCUGGCGGAUUAGUGAAAUAAAAUUGGUCAACGAAUUGAAAUUUGCCAAAGAAGAAGAAGAAGUCUGAUUCAAGAUUGAACCUGAAACCUGACUAUCUGCAGAUCCACAUCGUCCCAUUGUUAUGGAAACCCUGACUAAAAACAUCGAUAAUUCAGAUGAGAAAAAUUCUAUUACCACUAUGAACCGACACGAAAUAACUCCUGAGAAUCGUGCGUCUGUUUUGGCAACCUUAAUGGAAGAUGAUACGGACUCUGAGAAUUCGAACAACAUCUUUAAAACUUCAGAACUUACUCCCGAUGAUCGUGCGUCUACUUUCUCUAAGCCACCUGCAGAUCGACAUCGUCCCAUUGUUAUGGAAACCCUGACUAAAAACAUCGAUAAUUCAGAUGAGAAAAAUUCUAUUACCGCUAUGAACCAACACGAAAUAACUCCUGAGAAUCGUGCGUCUGUUUUGGCAACUUUAAUGGAAGAUGAUACGGACUCUGAGAAUUCGAACAACAUCUUUAAAACUUCAGAACUUACUCCCGAUGAUCGUGCGUCUACUUUCUCUAAGUCACCUGCAGAUUCACAUCGUCCUAUUGUUGUGGAAACCCUGACUAAAAACAUCAAUGAUUUAGAUGUGCAAAAUUCUAUUACCACUAUGAACCGACACGAAAUAACUCCUGAGAAUCGUGCGUCUGUUUUGGCAACCUUAAUGGAAGAUGAUACGGACUCUGAGAAUUCGAACAACAUCUUUAAAACUUCAACUUCAAAUUUGGAGCAUUCUAGCAACAUCUUUAAAUUAUCCCAUUACGACGAUUGCAAACUAGAACGUUCUGCUUUAGGAAGGAGUUUAAUUUAUAGUUGCGAUUCGAGCACUCAGUCUUUGAAGAGCUCUGAAAAAAACAAAAAUAUCCCUGAUGUUAACAGCACUGUUGUCUCUAACCCAUCUGCAGAUCCACAUCGUCCCAUUGUUAUUGAAACCCUGACUAACAACAUCGAUAAUUCAGAUGAAAAAUAUUCUAUUACCACUAUGAUCCGACACGAAAUAAGUCCUGAGAAUCGUGCGUCUGUUUUGGCAGCCUUAAUGAAAGGUGAUACAGAUUCAGACACCUCAGACAAAAUCUCAAAAUCAUCAGAACUAAUUCCCGAGAAUAAAGAUGAUACAGACUCGAAGUGUUCUAGUAAAACCUUUAAGUUAUCCGAUAACGAGGAUCACAAACUAGAACGUUCCGUUUCAGUAAGGACAUUAAAUUACAACUGCGAUUCGGACACUGAAUCUUUGAAGAGCUCUGAAGGAAGCUCUUUGGCCCUUCAAACAUUCUUGGAUACACAACGAUCAGAAAGAUUCCAAUGCUCCAAUGUUUCAGUGGAGACUAUAGCUGAUAAAGAAUGCUCCGCUUCGAAUUCACAACCCUUGGGGGAUCCUUCGAAAGAAGGCAAUAUUGAUAUCUGCAAAAAAACUACUGAGUGUUGUGUAUCCACUUUGGCAGAUUUAUUGGAAGAUGACAGAUAUUCUGAAAGUAGCACUAAAUCAUCAGGUGAAGAUGAAGAGAAGCAGCUAAAAUAUUCCGACUCAGUGACAAUUGUUAUAAUUGAUGACACUGAAAGCAGCGAUACAGAUUUAGAAUCGCCGAACAGAUAUGAAACAUCUAUAACUUAUCCCAUUGAGAUUUCAUAUGCAGAGAGCUCUUUGACCUCUCAAUCCACAUCGGAUUCACAGCAAUGCCAACAUAUCUCAGAGGACUCUUGCACUUCCGAAGCAUUAUCGACCGAAAACGAGGAUAAAGUAAGUGUAAUGCUUUGA
Messenger RNA from Drosophila albomicans, 1867 nucleotides. RefSeq names its product dentin sialophosphoprotein-like. Bases 203 to 1867 code for a protein of 554 amino acids. NCBI's taxonomy places the organism in Eukaryota, Metazoa, Arthropoda, Insecta, Diptera, Drosophilidae. The record is from RefSeq and is a predicted model, not a curated record. The transcript has 2 exons.